Molecule: messenger RNA, 606 nt
Organism: Funneliformis mosseae
Lineage: Eukaryota; Fungi; Glomeromycota; Glomeromycetes; Glomerales; Glomeraceae
Source: the annotation of a GenBank genome assembly
AUGAGUUUAGAUAAUGAAAGAACAAAGAAUGAUUGUGAAAGUACAUUGGAAUUAAACAGUCGCGGUUUGAAAUUUCGUUCCGCGGUAAAAGGGGCACAUUGUAUAGCUCAAAAUUGUAUAAGAGAAAUCAGAAAUUUUAUUGAGAAUAUUAGUCAUUUAAACAGACUUCAAAGAGUUUUUCAAACGAGUGAUAUCAACGAAACUUUUAAUAAACUUACGAAGGAAUUUGACGGAUAUAUGAGUAAUUUACAACUUUCUAUUGCUGUGGAAUCUCGAAAUGAUUUGAUAACAAUAAAGGAUGGUGUGGCAGAUAUCUUAUUUUAUGUUUAUGGCGUCUCUGAUGACCAACAAGAUUUCCUCAACGGAAUGGAUCAAAUAGCCGGGAAAAACAAAGAAUAUCAAAAGCAUCAAAAAAAAAAUUUGGAUCCAUUUGAUUUUAAAGACCUUGAAGAGAACGAACCAUUGCUUGAUGGCAGUCAAUAUCGAAGGACAAAUGUUUCUCCUUCAAAGAGGAUUGAAAAACGAACAUCAUCCAAAGAUUGCACUGAAGUUUCAUUUAAAGAAUUUUCAAAUAAUGCAUCUUCUCAAACUCAAAUUGAAAUCAGA